Molecule: messenger RNA, 1311 nt
Organism: Penicillium pulvis
Lineage: Eukaryota; Fungi; Ascomycota; Eurotiomycetes; Eurotiales; Aspergillaceae
Product: phosphatidyl synthase
Exons: 2
Coding region: 1-1311 (436 amino acids)
Biological process (GO): glycerophospholipid biosynthetic process
Cellular component (GO): mitochondrion
Source: RefSeq, a predicted model, not a curated record
AUGACGACCAGUACCGGGUUCGGCUCCCAGAGGGCCCGUCUUUGCAGCCUAGACGCCGACCGGGCCGACCUUUAUGGUGGACCUAAUGUCGUCGUCCCUCCCAAAUACCUGAUGGCUCCCAGUGGAGAUGGUGACUUCAUACCUUCCGUCAAAAAGACUAAAAAUCAUGAAGAAGUCGUCUUCUCGGAAGAAGAAUAUUUUGAAACAGACACUCCCCUCUCUACCCCGCCAAUGACCACCAGCAACGAUUUCGCCUUAGCCUUCGAUAUUGAUGGCGUCCUCUUGCGGGGUGGCAACCCCAUCCCUGAGGCCGUGGAUGCCAUGAAAUAUAUCAAUGGCGAAAACCCAUUUGGAAUGAGGGUUCCAUAUAUUUUCCUAACAAAUGGCGGUGGCAAAACCGAGCAAGAACGAUGCGAAGAUCUCACUCGCCAGCUUGGCAUUGAGGUCAGCCCUGGCCAGUUCAUCUGUGGUCAUACUCCCAUGCGCGAGAUGGCUGAGCGAUACAACACCGUCCUGGUCGUGGGCGGCGAAGGCGAGAAGUGCCGUAUCGUGGCAGAAGCAUAUGGAUUUAAGGACGUGAUCACACCCGGUGAUAUUAUCAAGACGCGACCAGACACAGCCCCCUUCCGAAAGUUGACCGAGGACGAAUACAACAAUUCUCGACUACUCGAUUUGAGCAAGACUCAAAUUGAGGCUAUUUUCGUGUUCGCUGACAGUCGCGACUGGGCCAGUGAUCAGCAAAUCAUUUUGGAUUGUGUUAUGUCAAAGAACGGGUGUCUGGAUCAACGGUCGGAGACCUUUGACGACGGACCCCCUGUCUUUUUCUCCCACAACGACGUCGUGUGGUCCACAUCUCACGAUUACUCCCGCAUUGGUAUGGGCGCACUACGUGCAUCGCUCGAGGCUCUCUACAAAGCCGUGACUGGAAAGGACCUUAAGAGCAUUGCCUUCGGCAAGCCACAAAUCGGCACAUUCCAAUUUGCCACUCGCCUACUACAAGAAUGGCGCAGUGAGUCCCACGGCAUCAACGAGCCUCCGGCCACCGUCUACUUCUUCGGUGAUACUCCAGAAUCGGAUGUGCGCGGGACCAAUGAAUACAACGAGAUCGCUGAAAACGAAUGGUAUUCUGUCCUCGUGAAAACCGGUGUCUACCAAGACGGCACCGAACCUCGCUUCCCACCCAAGAAGAUCUGUGAGAACGUCUACGAGGGUGUCAAAUUUGCUAUUGAGCGUGAGCAUGAGAAGAUGCUCAAUGGCGGCCGUUAUACCGACGACUCGGCCGAGGCCAAUAAAGGCGAUGUUCGCAAUUAA